This is a messenger RNA of Neoarius graeffei (lesser salmon catfish), 2641 nucleotides long. RefSeq names its product PDZ and LIM domain 3b (gene pdlim3b). The transcript is spliced from 8 exons. Bases 473 to 1492 code for a protein of 339 amino acids. Lineage: Eukaryota; Metazoa; Chordata; Actinopteri; Siluriformes; Ariidae. Gene Ontology annotation, molecular function: actin binding; muscle alpha-actinin binding. Gene Ontology annotation, biological process: heart development; actin cytoskeleton organization; muscle structure development. The record is from RefSeq and is a predicted model, not a curated record. Gene Ontology annotation, cellular component: stress fiber; filamentous actin; Z disc.
GAUGCGUUUGCUUGAUCUUCUCUGUAGGCCAAGUCUCUGACGUAUGGCAUAUCUUUGAGUUGGUGAGUGAUGUGUGAGUGAUGAUCCUGUCCCGUCUACACAGAUGUCAGAGAGAAAGAGGAGAAAACUCUUGAGUAGACAGCUAGAGUGGCAUAUAGAGUGAAUGGAUGAGUAGCAAGGUAAAUUGAGAGAGAGAGAGAGAGAGAACAUGCUGUAGUGCACUACCUCAGCCCUUCAGUUUGCUGCAUGAUCUCACUCUGAGAGGUGGGGCAUCCUGGCAUCCACCUCUCUGACUGACACACAUAAAAGGCACAGACACUGACUGCCAAUCAGUGUUGUUGUGUCUAGAUACAGAGGAACAGCUGAUUCUUGCAGUCGUGCAGCUGCUGCUCCUACUACCCUGUCCUCGGGUGAAGAGCGAAAGACAGGAACAAAACGAGGAACAAGAAAACAAGCAGAACGAAGCACAGACAUGCCGCAAAACGUGUUGCUGGAAGGGCCUGCCCCGUGGGGAUUUCGACUGUGUGGUGGCAAAGAUUUCAACCAACCUCUAAUCAUCACCAGGGUGACUCCUGGCAGUAAGGCCUCGCUGGUUAACCUGUGCCCAGGAGAUGUCAUCCUAGCUAUUGACGGAGUCCCAGCAGAAGGGAUGACUCACACUGAUGCCCAGAACAAGAUAAAAGAAUCUACUAAUCAGCUGUGCCUCAAAAUAGAGAGGCCGGAAACCAAACUCUGGUCACCACAAGUCAUAGAGGAGGGCAAAGCACACCCAUUCAAAGUCAACCUGGAAGCAGAGCAACAAGACCUUGGCUAUUUCGAACACCAGUUUAAUGUCAGGCCAAAGCCCUUCACACCUGGGGGUCAAAGCAGAGAUAACACAUCUCAGAGGGUGAUGCCGAAUGUAGUUCAGGGGACUGCACCAGUUACUAAUCGCGGUCAGAUUGAAGCCCUGGCUCGUUCCACUCAGUAUAAUUCCCCCAUUAACAUGUACUCAGAUGCCAGUCUAUCAGAAGCUCUACAGCACACUCAGUUAUCUGCUGUAGCUGAUAAACCAGCAACAAGUGGAAAAACCCUGACAUCCAUUGAGGACUCGGAUGUGUACCGAAUGUUGCAGGAAGAUCAUGAAACUCCUUAUCAGCCUCGCCAAUCUGGCUCCUUCAAGGCCUUGCAGGAAUACAUAGAGAGUGACGGUACAAAGCCGAUGGUAACCAGAAGUGUCAAAGCUCCAGUGACGAAGCCUCAAGCAGCCGCAGCCUCCCUACAGAAACUGCCUCUGUGUGACAAAUGUGGCAAUGGCAUUGUGGGUACUGUAGUCAAAGCCCGGGACAAGUUCCGCCACCCUGCGUGCUUUGUGUGCUCUGACUGUGGCAUGAACCUGAAGCAGAAAGGAUACUUCUUUGUGGAGGGACAGCUGUAUUGUGAGACUCACGCUCGAAUCCGAAUGAGACCUCCAGAGGGACACGACUUGGUCACCGUGUACCCUAACGCUUAAAACGCGAAGCGUUAAGACGCUACAGCUCCAGUCUUCACUGCCUACUGAUGCUGCAACCCAUUGAAGCAUGCAGGAAUGUUUGCUGCUUGUUGAACCCUGGUCUGCUUUGUCUGCUCGAAGGGAAAUAUUUACAUUUUGUUGCUAGAUGGGUUCUCUUUAACGUAUAAGAGAAUGCUUGCUUGACGGUUUCAGUGCCCGAAUUAAGCGCCAAAUGAGAGAUUGUCAUUUUUGCAGUGCUGUUUUUGUUCGAAUGACAAAACUGGUUCUUUCAGGUGUAACAUUUUAAUUAUUUAAGACGUUUCUGUCAUGUAAUGUGAAACUAAUUCAAAAUGUACCGUUAUUCUCAAGGUCAUAUUUAUUUGUUCCAGAUUUUUUUUUUUAAACAUUGUAACUAAUAUUUCCUAACAUUAACACAUUAAUUUCAAAAGCCAGAGUAAAAAGUUUAAUGUGAAAAUAGACUCUACAGACACUCUCUUCGUAGCCACAUAAUUAAUCUUUUUUUAUAAUUAACCAAAACGGUGUUAAAGUGCUGAUGACACGAACAUGACUCUAUGCAAUUUCUUAAAUAAACUAUACAACAUGGCAAACAUGUUAGAUUUCUGUUAUAAUUACGUGAAAAGAAGCUGUUGUUACGCAAAUAUCCAACUUUUAAUUGCACAGCGCAAGAAAACUGGGUCCGUGGCUCGCGGCCAUGUUGUGACGUCAGCAGAAGAACACGCUGCGGUUCACUGGCUGUUCUACUCUGGUUCUGCUCAAUGGAAAUGGCGCAUGAAAACGCCGGUGAACUCUCUAGUGCUAGCUCUUCCUCUUCUGGGAGUCUAGAAUUGUGUUGAUCUCUUCCGAAUAGAAUCUAUGAUAGCCUACCCUCUUUUCCCUUUGCCUCUCGUUGCUAGGCGGCAGUUACAUGAAAGCCGCAAGCUUUCACAAGCAAAUACAUGACUGAUAUCACGCCGACUUUAUGAUUACAUUUAUGAUUAUCAUGUAGAAUCUAUAGCUCUACGUACCUUUAUCUUAUGUCGUUUCACAACACAUGUUCUGACAGGAGGACUGUCUUUGGAUCCGGCAUAGCUACUAGUAGACCCCCUCCGGAAUACUGGCAGUGUUGCCAGAUUGGGAGGAAUCCCGCCCAGUUGGGCGGUUUCAAGUGCA